Messenger RNA from Spodoptera frugiperda (fall armyworm), 2498 nucleotides. RefSeq lists its product as uncharacterized. The record is from RefSeq and is a predicted model, not a curated record. NCBI's taxonomy places the organism in Eukaryota, Metazoa, Arthropoda, Insecta, Lepidoptera, Noctuidae. The coding region runs from base 249 to 2162 and encodes 637 amino acids. The transcript has 10 exons.
UUCAAUUUUAGAAAUAAACUUGUUGCGACUUGACUUUUACUACUGUUUUGUAUGAACACAAAAGUGUAUUUUUACGGAUUUUAAUUAACAUUUACGAUAUUCUAUGCUUAUAUAACGUGUAAAUAAUAAAAUCAAAACGUCUUAUUGAUGACAGCAAUUGAUUUUUCCUCAAUUUAGCUAUGAAAAGUGUUUUUGACUGAUUGUUUAUUUACAAGUUAGUUAUUUGAUAUUAUAUUCAUCAAACUAAAAUGAACAAAGAAAAUAAUAGAGGCGCAGCUGGCCUGCGCCGCUCUGCAGUAGCUGAAAGGAUAAGGCUCAGAGAGGAAUGGUCAGCAUUAAAGGAAGUAGACACUGCAACUACUUCGAGACAGCCUGACAGUGUACAGAAGAAACCUAAUAAUACUCGUCAUACUCCCAGCGUUUCCACCAGGAAGAAACAACCGGUUAAAUCUAGUCAGAAAAAGGGAAAUCCAAAAUCACAGCAAGCAUCAUGUGAUGCACUGCAAGGUGUGGUAGCUAUGGUGGAUGUAGGAGCAGAGAACAAGGCUCUGCCACUGCGAUGUGCACUUGCAGCCCUCGGUGCUACCGUUGUGGUGGAGUGGAACCCACUCGUUACUCAUUUGGUGUGGACUGACAGUGGUUGCCGAGCGACCCGCGCCAAGGCCCGCGCGCUGGCCUGCAAGCUGGUGUCCCCGCUGUGGGUGGAGGCCUGCGCAGCCUCCAACAAGAAGCUCAGCGAGAGAACAUUCCCGGCCGCGUCACGACAGUCUGAUCUACCGUCUCCGAGGACUUUGAGACAACUGCUGAAAAAAGCCGAGAUGGAGAAUGUGACGCUCGCAGCAUUACUGGACGACAGCAAGGAGGAGGACAGGGAGGGCCGCCCUCGACUGAGGAUCUCCUCCGGCACUGACACCACCAUGGACAGCUCAAGGGAAACUAUUGAUCUAGAGUCCCGAGUGAACACGGGCCCCCGCGGGGCCACAGUGUCGCCCCCUACACGGGCACCUCCCAAACGGGCGCCCCCCAAGUCGCGGCGGAAAUUAUUCACACAUAAAGAGGCUGAGGAAUUUGGCAGUACUGAUGAUGAAGCAGAAACACAAACAAAAAACAAAUUAAACCAAAGCAAGCUAACGCAACGCGAGCGCCGCGACCUCGCGCGAGCCGAACGUAUGGCGAAGAAACUACUCGCAGCGUGCAACACGCAACACAACCGCGCCGUUACUGCUACACAGACCGGGUUGCAGCCUAAGAUUGUACUAACAGGCAUGACUCGGGCCGAGCGCCACGCCGUAACGAAAGCGAUACAGCAACUCGGCGGCGUCAUACAGAGCAACGUCACCAAGCGGACGAGCCACGUGUUGCUCGGCUCCUGCGGCGUGGCGCGUUGCAGCAACCAUCCCGCGAACAUCUCCGGGGUUACAGAACUGUGCGACCUCAGUAAGACUACGUGUUGGACGGACGUAACAGACAAGCGAGCGCGAACGUGCAACGCGUUGCAGGGCGCGGCGCGCGGCUGCAGGGUGCUACACGCGCGCUGGGCCGUGCACUCCGCCGCCCGGGGACACUGGCUGCAUCAUCACGAUUAUGAAGUACUGCAUCUCAAGAAGAUUAGUCAGAAAGCGCGAGUAGAACGCACAGCCCUCGGCAAACUACGGUCAGAAUAUGCAUACGACGUUUUCUACGGUAUGAAAGUACAUUUAAAGCCAAACGCUGAACAACGGGACGCGGCUUUAAAACUACUCACACUGUGUGGCGCUGCUGUCGACAAUAGUCCCGCAGACAACCCUGAUAUACAAGCAAAGGAAACUAGACUUAAUAACAUACCUACACAAGGUAGUGUUUUGCAUACCCAGGCUCACAAUGCCAAGUCUCGCAAUGCUAUUAUAGAGGAUCAGAAUGCCAAUAGUGAGGCUCAGAAUGCCAAUAUGCAGUCUCAUAAUGCCAAUAUCGAGGCUCAAAUUGCCAAUAUGCAGUCUCAGAAUGCCAAUAUGCGUGAUAGAGUUAAUAAUAGUAAUAAUUAUGAUGUAGUUAUUGGCAGUAGUGUUGGUGACGUGAAUUCUAAAUGGGUGUUUGAUAGCGUAGCGGCCGCUCGGAUGCGGACUACUAGGAGAUAUAUCAAUAUGAAUAGUUUUACUCAAUGUGAUAAUGGUGGUGAUAGAUAGUCAUAUUAUGGAAGUAUAAUUAUUAUGAUCUUAACUCAUAAAAUCGCCGAUCUUUAGCCAAUAUAGUAAAGUAAUAACAAUAUGUUGCUUGAAGAUUUUAUGUGUUCAAUGUAUGUUAUAAAGUUAUAUUAUCUUAAAAUUCGAUCAAAAGAGAACAAUGAUCGUUGAACAAAUGCCUAGGUAAAGAAACAACAUAGAUAGAAAAAGAAAAACCAUUUAUAAUGUCACGACACACAACUGGCCGAGAACACAGGUAUACAAUAAAGUUAUAUGAAAGAAGGCAAAAGGCUGGUGCUGGCUCAGCUUAAUGCCGUGGCUCGGGUACGCAGGUUCAAA